CUCACUACCAGUCAGUUGACUCACUGUACAAGACCUCUCCCCUUCACUCUGGAAGUACUCUUGACAAUAUCUUGAAAUAUAGUUUUUGGUUAUUUGUUUUUAGUCAUAAGUCAUAUACUUGAGGACUGCAGGGUGGGAGAUGCAACAAUGUCCUUGAGAACAGCAGGAAGUGUGUUGGUGGUCUUUCUCUGGUCUGUGACAGUGGUACUGGGUCAGGAUGGCUGGAGUGUUACAUACACCACUCAGAGUAUCUGUACCUUGAAGGGGUCAUCAGUGGAUCUGUUCUGCUCUUACACAUAUCCCAGAGGUAAAGUCACAACAACACUCUGGUUCACUAAAAUGGAGGCUGGUAUAGAACCUGAAGAUCUAGGUCAGGACCCAGAGUAUGCAGGUCGUCUGGAGUAUCAUGGGGAUAAGAAGAAAGACUGUACCCUGAAAAUCACAGACCUGAGAGAGAGAGACUCAGCAACGUACAAGUUCAGAUUACUAACAGAUCAGGAAGGAGGGAAAUAUUCUGGAAGUCCUGGAGUCACUCUGUCUGUCACAGGUCUUCAGGUGAAGGUGACUGGUGGACAUCAGGAUAAGACACUGACCUGUAUCACCACCUGUACUCUGACUGACAACCCCACCUACAUCUGGUACAAGAACGGACAACAUCUAGAUGAGAGCACCUCCCCCCAGUACAAAGACCCAGUCUCCAGUAACUAUGAAGACAGCUACUCCUGUGCUGUAAAAGGCCAUGAGGAUCUCCACUCUCCUGCAGUGUGUGUCCAGGGUCAGGACUGCAACACAGUGACUUACACCAAGAGGACAAUCUGUGUCUUGAAGGGGUCAACAGUGGACAUAUCCUGUACUUAUUUCAGUCUUCAUAACAUAACAUCAUCACUCUGGUUUAGUCCUAAACAGAGUGACAGCUGGAGGAAUGAGUUGAUCCCUGAGGACCUAACCACAGACCCAGGGUAUGCAGGUCGUGUGGAGUAUGUUGGAGAAAAGGAGAGAGGUCACUCCACCCUGAGAAUCACAGAUCUGAGAGAGGAGGACUCUGCUGAGUACAAGUUCAUAUUCAACACACAGAUAUCAAGAUGGGGACACAGUUUCCCUGGAACAACUCUGACUGUCACAGACCUGCAGGUGAAGGUGACUCCUGCCACAGAGGCAGGGAAGAGGACACUGACCUGUAUCACCACCUGUACUCUGACUGACAACCCCACCUACAUCUGGUACAAGAACGGACACAAAGUAAAGGAGGACACUUCCAGACUGUACUCAGACUACUUUAGUGAUGCAGACAGUUACUCCUGUGCUGUAAAAGACCAUGAGGAUCUCCUCUCUCCAGCAGAGUGUAAGAAGUGUUGGAGUGUGACUUACACCCAUCAGAGUAUCUGUGCCUUGAAGGGGUCAACAGUGGACAUAUCCUGCUCUUACACAUAUCCCAGUUACCAUGAGAUCAAACAAGCUUUCUGGUUUACUAAAUGGUCUGGUAAGGAUGCUGAAGAUCUGAGCUCAGUGCCAGGGUAUGAGGGUCAUAUAGAGUACCUUGGGGAUAAGAAGAGUGACUGUACACUGAGGAUCACAGACCUGAGAUUGAGUGACUCUGCUGGGUUCAGGUUCAGAUUCAUAACAUCUGGAGGAAAGUUUUCUGGCUCACCUGUCUCCCUGACUGUCACAGAUGUUGUGUUGGAGAUGGAUCCUACAUCUGUGUCAGAGGGAGAGAGAGUCACACUGAGAUGUAGAACCAACUGUACACUGGACCCCAUCACAGCCUUCAGCUGGUAUAAGAAUGGACAGUCUAUACCAAACAGCAACACCUACUCUCCUGUCUAUAUCCUUUUCUCAGUCAGCAGUGAGGAUACAGGCAGAUACUCCUGUUCUGUAGAAGGACAUGAGGAUCUCCCCUCUUCUGAAGAGACUCUCAAUGUCACAUAUGGUCCAUGGAACACCUCAGUGUCAGUCAGUCCCUCUGGUGAAAUAGUGGAGGGCAGUUCAGUGACUCUGACCUGCAGCAGUGAUGCCAACCCACCUGUGGACAAAUACACCUGGUACAAGAAGAACGUAACCUCACCAAAAGCAUCAGGACAGAGUUACAACAUCACUAACAUCAUCUCUGAGGACAGAGGAGAAUAUUACUGUGAGGCCCAGAAUGGAAGAGGAUCUAUGAACUCUUCAGCUCUGAUGAUCAUUGUAGCAGGGAAACAGACCUCAGUUCUGACUGCAGCUGUAGGACUCAUAGUGGUUGUUCUGGGUGUCAUACUGGCUUCAUGUCUCUCUAGACUCAUGUGGUUCAGGAAGAAGGUCUCCAAAACCACCUCUGACACAAGACACACGACAGGCAAUGGACAGGGAGACUCUAGUCCAGUGUAUGACAACAUCUCAGGCAUGGCCUUCACCCCUACUGCAGCACAGACAGCGGCCACCGUCGACCAAGAUGACAUUCACUACGCCAGCGUCCACGUCUCUCACUCCAAAAACCAGGAAGUGCCUCUGUACUCCACCGUCCAAGUGCUUCAGCCCCAGAAAGAGGAUGAGGAUGUCCAGUACGCUGCUGUGAAUUUCAACCUCCCCAGUGCUGCCACCUGGUCCACGGUGGAACAAGCAGCUGAGGAGGAUCCCUCUGUUCUCUACAGUACAGUCAACAAACCCAGAACCAAGAAGACCUGAACACAACAAACCCAGAACCAAGAAGACCUGAACACAACAAACCCAGAACCAAGAAGACCUGAAAACAACAAACCCAGAACCAAGAACUGAAAACAACAAACCCAGAACCAAGAACUGAAAACAACAAACCCAGAACCAAGAACUGAAAACAACAAACCCAGAACCAAGAACUGAAAACAACAAACCCAGAACCAAGAACUGAAAACAACAAACCCAGAACCAAGAACUGAAAACAACAAACCCAGAACCAAGAACUGAAAACAACAAACCCACAACCAAGAAGACCUGACAAAUCCAGAACCAAGAACUGAAAACAACAAACCCAGAACCAAGAACUGAAAACAACAAACCCAGAACCAAGAACUGAAAACAACAAACCCAGAACCAAGAACUGAAAACAACAAACCCACAACCAAGAACUGAAAAC
This is a messenger RNA of Oncorhynchus keta (chum salmon), 3085 nucleotides long. Its product is annotated as B-cell receptor CD22-like. The record is from RefSeq and is a predicted model, not a curated record. The transcript is spliced from 13 exons. Lineage: Eukaryota; Metazoa; Chordata; Actinopteri; Salmoniformes; Salmonidae. Bases 148 to 2658 code for a protein of 836 amino acids.